GCAUCCAUCCUCAUCAUCUCUCCUCGUCCCCCUGCUCCUCCUCCGUAUUAUGCUUCCCCUCUGGGUUAGGAGGCUGUUUAAUGGCAUUUGUGAUGAGCACGGGUGACCUGCCCUGGCCGAGCCCCAGGCAGCGUAGCCACGACGUGGCCGCCUUCCCCCCUUCCUCAUCCUUCCUCUUAAUUUUCCAUUAUCCUCAUCUUCAUUCGUAGCCAUUCUGGCUCAAGCGCCCACGAAGAUAUCCCGAGGCGUUCGAGGAGCCGUGCUGCCGCACAUCUCGCCGCCAUGGCCAACCCCAAGGUGUUUUUCGACAUGACGAUUGGCGGAGAGAACGCCGGCAGGAUCGUCAUGGAGCUGAGGGCCGACGUGGCUCCGAAAACCGCGGAGAACUUCCGCUGCCUCUGCACGGGGGAGAAGGGCACGGGCAAGUCGGGCAAGCCCCUGCACUUCAAGGGUAGCGCAUUCCACCGCGUUAUCCCGGAUUUUAUGUGCCAGGGCGGCGACUUCACCGCCGGCAAUGGCACAGGUGGCGAGUCCAUCUACGGCAGCAAGUUUGCGGACGAGAACUUCACGCUCAAGCACACGGGCCCCGGCAUCCUCUCCAUGGCGAACGCGGGCCCCAACACUAACGGCUCGCAGUUCUUCCUCUGCACCGUGAAGACUUCCUGGCUCGACGGCAAGCACGUCGUGUUCGGCUCCGUGACCGAGGGCAUGGACGUCGUGAAGAAGGCCGAGGCCGUGGGCUCGCAGUCCGGCAAAACGUCCAAGCCCGUGGUCAUCGCCGAUUGCGGGCAGCUCUGAGCGGGCCACUGCGCCCGCACGCCUCCAAGGGCGCACCCUGCCUUCCCCCUUCCCCUGCCCUCCCCAUCCCUCCCAGAACUACGUGCUCCGCACGAGUGCUACUCCUCCCUCCCAGGGAGGGCCACGCCCCUCUCCGCAGAAUGUUUUCCCGUGCAGGAUCUGAAAAGCUUGUACCCAGUUGCGUUGACGCGCAUACCCGCAAUCGCCCUCGUGGAAGCUGCGCAGGCAAGCCGCAGUGGUGCGCAGACACGGCGUUUUAUGGUCCUUGCGCUGCCUACUAGGGAGCUGAAAAAACUGCCUUUGUCGACGUUGCUCGCUGAGUGCGUCGAAGCCCUCCGGGGGCCUCUUAGAAGCCUGUCGGAGCCUCGUGGGGUCCUCUGUGAGGACACUUCAACUCGUGCCCGAGGGCACGGCGGCGGAU
This is a messenger RNA of Prorocentrum cordatum, 1219 nucleotides long. The record is from the annotation of a GenBank genome assembly. NCBI's taxonomy places the organism in Eukaryota, Dinophyceae, Prorocentrales, Prorocentraceae.